UGUAAUGUAAACAUUAGAUGGUCGAGGAAUGCAUUUAGACAGUAGGUGCUGGUAGUGAAUAUUAUCAUGUGCGGUGAUAACGUGGCUGCGAGUCGGCGGGGUUUAGUCGGCGACGCGGGGUCGCGUGGUGCGGUCGCGUGUAUCGUUGCUAUCGCUCAAGUGACGUACGGAACCGCUUCGUGUGUUCGCGCUCGCGUACGCGCCGCAUUCCAUCGUGGGGGCCCUUCGCCGCUAUUGGCCGAUCCCGCGUGACGUCACACCUCGUAAUGAGGUAUUCAACAUGGCCGUGUAGCUAGUUCGCGAGUGUGCUUCGUUACUCGUUUGAAUGGAUUUAAUCAGUGAAAUAUGCCAAGGAGACGAAACGGUGAGAUACCCUUGCCCGACGGAUGGGAUUAUGCGAGGGACUUUGACGGAAAACUGUAUUUCAUCGAUCACAACAGUAGAAAAACGACGUGGAUCGACCCGCGAGACAGAUAUACUAAGCCACAGACAUUCGCGGACUGCAUUGGCAAUGAGCUGCCACUUGGAUGGGAGGAGGCCUACGAUCCACAGAUCGGACGCUAUUACAUCAAUCAUGUCAAUCAGGUGACGCAGUUGGAAGACCCGAGGUUAGAAUGGCUCAGCAUUCAGGAAGCGAUGCUGAGGGAGUACCUGCAUACAGCGCAGGAGGCUCUCGAGGCGAAGAAAGAGAUGUACGAUGUGAAGAAACAGAGGUUGUGUUUAGCCCAGGAUGAGUACAAGCAUUUGAAUAAUGCACUCUCCACGCUCGCAGCCUCUAGGACUAGUCUGUGUUCAUCAACCACGUCUAUGACGACAACGUCGACGACUUCCCGCCAUGACCCCGAGCUGCUAAGAUCGGAGGUGACGCAGGCUCGCGGCCGCGUCGCUCAGCUACGCAAGGAGCUAAGGCAAGCGCGAGCAGAGGUCGCCAGCGCCCGUCGCGGAGUCGACACCUUGGCUGAGGUGGAGCAAAAGAUCAGUGCUCAACAGGGCUGCUACAACAUCACUGAAGCCCAAGCAAUUAUGACUGAGUUGAAAAACAUUCAGAAAUCGCUCACCUCAGGGGAGAAAGAAAGAGCAGACCUCAUGCAAUCAUUGGCGAAACUGAAAGAUGAUUUGACGAGAUUGCAACUUGGGGACGCAUCACCUGACCUAUCAACUCUGUCCCUCCCUCAGGAGAAACUAAGUACUGCUUCCCAAACUGACUUGUGUGCCGACUUAGUUCCUAUUGGCACGAGGCUAGCUGAAAUGGCGCGGGUUCGCCUACAGUACGAUGAAGCCAGGAAGAGGAUACAACAGAUACAGCAGCAACUUGCCGACCUUGAGGACAAAGUCCAACCAGGGCAAGCGGAAUCCGACAAGGAUCGACUGCUGCUCUUCCAAGAGAAGGAACAGCUACUCAGAGAACUCAGGAGUAUAACUCCAAGAACAAGAUCUAAACAAGAGAUGACUGAAAUCCAAACGGAAUGCAAGAGAUUAGAGCAAGACCUCAAAAAUGCCUUUGAAAUGUCCAACAAGUGCAUUGCUGACCGACUAAGGUUACACGAAGAAAAGCAACUGUUAUUACAACAGUUAAAAGACGCGUUAACAUCAAUGACGACAUUAGAGGGACAGUUGAAGACUUUAUCAGCAAGUACCCUGUCAGUGUCAAGUAGUUCGAGUUUAGGGUCCCUCUCUACAGCCAGUAGUAAAGGCUCCCUAAGUUCCGGUAUCAGUUUUACCGAUAUUUACGGAGGCCCGCAAAUAGCCACGUCGUUCUCCGCUGACAAACCCAUCGACAUGGUAGAUUUGCAUCGAAGAGUUGAAAGGUUACUACGUGGCACAAGUUACAAUGCUGACAGUGUCACUCCCGGGGCCAGCAGUUCUCCCUCUCAACCGUCCUUGUCACCCAGGAGUAGUCUUUCAUCAGCCAGUCCGCCGCCACCACCACCUUCUUAUCAUCAGGUGGAAAGGCAAAGGCGGCAACAGAGAGAGUUGGAAGAGAAGUUAGCAGAAAUGAGGAUAGGUGUCGCCACCGGCCUCAAUGAAGUCACAGGACUUGCCACAAUUCCAGUUCAGCUGCAAGGGCCGGGGCGGCCGUGCGAGCCGCUGUCGCCUAUCUCGGAGACGCCGCCACCACCCUCGCCCAGGACUCCCUCCUCUAGUGGCACAAACACUAGAUCGGUAUCAGCGGCAGUGAGCGACGAAUCAGUGGCGGGCGACUCUGGCGUGUUCGAAGCGGCGCAGGCGGCUAACGAUCCUUCCAAUGCUGUAAACAGUGCCCAAAUUGAGAUCAAAUUGCGCUACUGUGUAGAAGAGAGUGCUCUGGAGAUCGGCAUCCUGCGCGCACGCAACCUGCACGCGCUGUUCAUUGACAUCGGCACUCAAGUUGGAGUCCGCUGUGCCCUCGUAGUAGGCGGCGGCUGCGGCGUGGCGUGGCGCGCGGGCGGCGCGGCGUGGCGCGGCGCCGCGCUGGCGCUGCGCCACGCGCACUCCGCGCCACUGGGGACUCGAGCUCUGAGGGCUGCCACGCUGCAGGUCAAUCUUACUGCUGGGGAUGAGUGUUUGGGUUGUGCACAAGUCAGUUUAGCAGACUUCGAACCGGACACGGUGUCUCAGAAAUGGUAUAAUGUGCUCAGCUUCAGGUGUAUGAGAAGAGAUGAGAGUUCGGAUGAGUCUACCGUUAUAUCUUCUCAGACUUCUACUCUUACUAGGAACAGAGGACCAGAAAGUAUGACGGGAGCAGAGUGCAACGUAGAUUGUGGUGACAAUUCAGCAUCGGAGGACGAGGAGUCCAGAGAACCACUCAAUCAGAUAGUGGAAGAGGAUUCAUUCGAGGACUACAUUCCUGAGGAGGAUAUUGCUUUAGAGGAGGAAUUCCUCCACCCCACCACCGCCGAGAAGGAAACUAACACUGAAUGUAACUUCUGUCCUGAAGGCGCGAGGCAAUUACAUAGAAGAAAAAGCCAACAAGUGAACGCCAGCGUCGGCGAGCCCCUGGCCACAAUCAAGAGGUCUCAAACAUUCUCGCCGCAACCACAGAGCAUUGCUAAAGCCCAGUACAUUUGCAGACUGAACCGUUCGGAGUCGGACUCGUCGAUGGCGGCGUACGCGCGGCGCGUGACGUCACAGCCGCCGCCGCCCGCGCGCAUUCCCUUCGACCGCAGCGUGCGCGAGCGACGCUCGCUCAGAUGGGGCCGCUCCGGCAUGUCGGGGGCCCGCGGGGGCCUGCGGGCGGCGCCGCGCACGUCGCUGGACCUGGCGCUGGACCUGCGCGCGCAGCACUCGCGGCUGCACCAUCUGCGCACCGACAUCGCCAACCUCACCGCGCUCAAGAAGAGGUUAGAAGAAGCCUGCACCCGUAACGACCCAGCCGUCGCAGCGUGGGUGGCCGAAGACGAGACACUACGCCGGCUGAUCUCCCCCGGCACGGCGGGCGGCGAGCGAGCAGCCCGCCUGCUGAGCCGCACGUGCCGCGAGAUCUACCGCCUGCGCAAGAGUCGACAGGGAGGACGGAAACCUGACCUCGUCACCUUCAAAGAAAAGAUGGCCUUCUUCACUCGAACAAAGACCACAAUCCCCCUCCUACCCGGCGAGGAUGGCGACGAAAUUCUAUCAGAGGACGACUGGGAAGACGAACUUGAAGAGAGAAGGACCCCCGACGGCCGGUCUUCCAAGACCUCGUACGAGCUCCGUCGAGACCCCCAAACGACCCCACAGGAGGUCCCAGAGGUCGUGGAGUGCAAGAACCCUUGUCUCAACAAGGAAGAUACUAAGACUGAUGAAGUGAGGUAUGAGUUUGUGGUUGAUAGAGUGCUGGGUGUACAGGUUUGAAAGGGGGGCUGUUUGCUAAAGAUGGUUUGUUGCGCAAGAGUCGAUUUGUCAGUUGAAAAAACGUAAAAACGUACAUUUUAUAUGGCUUUGAAGAAAAUUUCGAUCUUUUUCACAGUUGAAAAUUCAGUUGAAAUGGCGACUCCUGCGCAAUUUGAAAUUAAAACCAACUGACGCAAAACAGCUCUAGUAUGGCCUAUGGCAAAAAUAUGGCACCAUAAAAAAUUGCAAAUAAACAAUAUUUAAAUAUUUCUGUGAUCAUUAUUGCCUAUUGAGAUUUUCUGGAUCGAAGACUGAGCGAGAACUUAUAUAAUAUGUGUUAUUGGUUAUAUUAUAUAUAUCCGGACUCUAAUACGUGUACGUAUCUGUGCAAAUAGAGUGCCAUAAAAUUAAGAUUACAAUAUUGAAUCUUAUACAUUUUUAUACCACUUAUGUAUCGUAUCGUAUUGUAUGUACAAAAUAAUGAACAAAAUUUUUGAAUGUUACACACUCCUGAAACAAGUAUGAUUUGAUGAAAUCCCGCCCAGAUAUAGGUAUACUUAUGUAUUUAAAGUUGUAUAUUAUAGUAUAACUGACAAUAUAAGAUAAUAAUUGCAACAAUUUCUUAUUGAUAUUACAAAGUCAAAAAAUAUUUAUCUUGUAGUUCAGGGGUUAAAUGUGCCUUUAAAUGAUUGGUGCCUGAAAUAUAGCCUGCGAUUGUGCCAUAUAUGGCAUGCCAGAUGGGGUAAAUAGGUACAAAGUAGUUGUAUGAUGAGUCACAAAAUGUAUGCCAAACAUAUUUUUUUAUUGUAAUUAGAACAUAAUGUGGGGUUACGGUCACUUUGUAAAUAAAAAUACGUAAAAUUGCGGACCCACCGACUAAGUUCAUCUGUAGAUAAAAUAUAAACAAAAGCACACACAAAUAAUUUUUGCAAAAUAUUUAAAAAUUACGCAAAAUAUUUAAAUUUUAAAUUGACUACAGUACAUAAUUGCAAUUUUACAUAAGUACUUUACAACAAUGUUUUUAAUAUUUGCAAAAGUUAUAUCAAGUUAGGGUUCUCUCCACCGAAUAUAUAGGACUUGAAAGGCCAAAAAGAAAGCUUUGUACAUAAGGCUAAAAUUAUGUGGAGUACUCGCCCUACACAAUAUAAAACCGACCUAGAAAUUAUCUGAAAUUAUUUUUUAAAACCGUUCACAAAUAUUCAUCAUAAUAACCUUAAUAAGUUUGUUAAGUAAAGUGCCUAAACUCUGACCGUCUUACCACAAAAACUUUUUAACGUCAGUUUAAGCCUUGUCUAAAAAAAUGUCAAAUUAUGACGUUGACAUAUGGUUCAUUUUGGAGCCACAUUUUUUUUAGACAAGUGUAAAACAGUGGUUAAAGUUUUUGUAGUAAGGCCAUAACUAGUUAACUUUCUAGGUCUGACGAACGUAACCGGGCACAUUGACGUUUUAAACGUGCAAUAAAAACGUAAUAUCAAUAGAUAUAUAUAAUUCCAUGUGUUAUCAGAUCUGAGUUUGUACUGAACACUUUGUCUCACUCAUUAUCAUUCUUAUUUUAAGACUACUUUUAGUAACUUUAAUUAUAAACGCUAAAAUUUUAGUAAACCUAAUGUAAUCCUUUCUAUUUAUUUGACACUCAAAUUCAUAAGCAAAGGAACUAUAUUAGCGUUUAUAAAUAAAUAAGUUAUUUUAUAAUAUUUUGGGAAUUCAAAUAUAUCAAGUCGUUGAUAAAUUACUUUUUUUGGUACAACAUUCAAAAUUACAAAAAUUGUUUGGUUUCUUUAACCAGUUGAUAUAUUUGUGUCCCCAAUAUCGAUUAAGUCCUUGUACAUUUUGUACAUAUCAUAUUUAAUAUUAUUAUUCUAGCUUAAGAAAUCUGUGUAAAUAAUCUGAAUAAAAAAUACGUUUUAUAAAAGAAUUUGCAUAUCUGAAUUUUGACUUUAUGACUAUUAUUAUUUCUAAUUAAUUAUUUAGCAAUAUUAGUCGAUGUUAAGUAUUUUUAUAACAAGAAUACAAUAGUCUCUUAGCUGUAAUCUUUACGUAAUGUUACAUUUUUGUAAAAAAUGUAUAUUUUUUAUUAUAAUUAUUUACUUGGAGUUUUUAUACAUAGUGUAAUUGUUACUGAGGUGAAUUUGGAUUUGCCAAAUUAAUAUAAGCCUUGUUUUAAUUCUUCCAUUAAAAUAAAGGGGUCAUUAUAUUUUGUAAAAAUGCCAAUACAAUUCAUACAAAUGAAAAUAAAAAUUAUAAAUUAAUA
This is a messenger RNA of Helicoverpa zea (corn earworm), 6043 nucleotides long. It is a transcript of the gene kibra, whose product is annotated as protein kibra. Gene Ontology annotation, molecular function: molecular adaptor activity; kinase binding. Gene Ontology annotation, cellular component: cytoplasm. The coding region runs from base 346 to 3813 and encodes 1155 amino acids. The transcript is spliced from 20 exons. Gene Ontology annotation, biological process: cell migration; regulation of DNA-templated transcription; negative regulation of organ growth. NCBI's taxonomy places the organism in Eukaryota, Metazoa, Arthropoda, Insecta, Lepidoptera, Noctuidae. The record is from RefSeq and is a predicted model, not a curated record.